CGUCAGAUCCUGAACUUGAGCGCCAUUUUUUUUUUCCUCAACAGGGGGAAGAAAGGGAACAAAAGCUACACCAAAAAUAACUUGUCUUCGGAUUUCGUGGGCCGAAAUCACGGUUCACGUUUAACUUCGGACCUCGUGGCGCGCGGCAUGCGCGGGGAGGUUAUGCUGCGCCGGUGAGCGGCGGCGUGCAGCGGCCGGGAGCAGACGCAGUUCACCGACGCACACACACGCACACACACACAGACACAGCUGCGGGCCGGUGGAAGUGGAGCACCGUGGCUACGCCAGAGGAGGCACAGCGACGACUAACGUUAAUCCGCGCCGAAAAUAUCAACGAGGUUUGUGGUGAAUCAUGUAUCAGUUUCCUGUAGGAAGUGUAGAAAAGAUUCGAAAGGCCCGUAAAGCAGUGAAAAACAUCCUGAGUGAGAUCGGCCUCGAAGACUGUCAGAACUGGCUCAAGGAGCUGGAUGAAAACCCAGAAGAGAAAGACUCCGAUCCGGAGGAAGCCUUUAAGGAAACAGAAUGGAUCGAUAUCACAGAGGGAUUCAGCAUCCGGCAGCAAAAGAAGUGGCCUUAUCGGACUCGACCUCUGUGCUGCACCCUCUGCAAGUACUCGUCGCAAAACAUCUACAACUUCAGAAGCCACGUCUCCCGCUGCCACGCGUACGUCCAGUCGUACUGCGCGCUGACGCCCUGCUCUCAGUGCGUCUUCAUCUCGCACCCCAAGAUCGUCAAGAAGCACAUGCUCUUCUUCCACGCCAAACUGCCCGUCCCCAACAUACAGGGGCAGAAGGAAACCGCCUUCACCCACCGCUCCGCCGAGAGGUUCCAGUGUCGACGGUGCGGGUUCCCGAGCUCCUCCAUCUUCGCCAUGAAGAAGCACAUCAUCCUCAAGCACCUGGAACACUUGGCAGAGCAGUACAUCGGGUACAGGCUGCACCAGCAGACCAACUCGGCCGUGAAGAUCUACUGCUGCAAGGUGUGCAAGGUGAACACGGGAACUCUAGACCAGAUGCUGCACCACAUGCUGGUCGAACCGGCACACCACUCGGUCAACACGCAGGUGCAGACCCUCAUCACGGAGAACAAGAACUAUGCCAUCAAACCGCCCGCUAAUGGAAACGGACUGCUGGUCACGUUCCCCAACAUCGCUCCCAAACCACAAGCGGCCCAGAUAUUCUCCAGCAGCUCCCUGGUGCUGCCGAGCAACGGCCAGCCCGCCGGGACGGUCGUGGCCGUGCAGCAGCUGCAGGGAAACACGAACAGUGCCACGCUGAUCUGCGCCCCCGGGACCAACCAAACGUUUCUGCCACCGCAGGCCUCGGCGCUGGUGCAGCUCGCCAGCGCCGAGGCCAAGGGUUUGCUCCAGCCCGGCGCCACCAUAGCGCUCCGCAGCGCUCUGCCCCAGGGCUCGUCCGUGGUCCAGCUUCCCACGGUGUCCAACGUGUCUCUGAAGCAGACGCCCGCGUCCUUACCCUCGACCGUAGCUCAGCCUCAGCAGGCUCUGCAGGGGCAGCAGAUGGUUCUUCCACCAGCACCUCAGCCCAGCCAGGCUCCCGGAGCUGCUCCUAAGCCCGCCGUGGCUGUGCAAAACGCCCCGAUAAACCACACGCCCCUCCAAGGCACCAUGAUGACUUCGCAGUCCCUGCUGAGUCACCUGAUCCCGACCGGGAACAGGAUGAACGGCAUGCCCACGUACACGUUCGCGCCCCUCGUCCCUCCGAGAACGUCCUCCCCCCUCAAGCCCGUCGAGCAGCUCAGCAACGCCGCGCCACAGACCAAGCGGUGGAUCACCUGCCCGCUCUGCAACGAGCUCUUCCCCUCGAACGUCUUCGACAUGCACACGGAGGCCGCCCACCAGACCAAAUCCUCCUCUUCCAGGUCGGAGAGCGUUGCCGCCCGCGCGUCGUUCCUGAGGAAGAUGCCCGACAAGACCGUCAAAUGUCUGACGUGCAAAAUGCUGCUGACGGAGAAGACCGUCUUCCAGCACCUGCUGCACGGCUUGAAUUGUUUGUACUGCACGGCUCUGUUCUUCUCGGUCAAACAGCUGGUGGAGCACGUGAAGCUGCACAAUCCGGCGAGCAAGGUGUUCUGCGACUUCCUCCGGCAGAAGUACCGGAUCUACUCCAAGGGCAACGGCGGCAUCCUCUUCCCGCACUUUGACGUGUCCACCACCGCCCCGAAGGAGGUCCUGGGGGAGGGGGAGGUCAACAUCGCCCUCGUCACCAACUCUCUCGACCUGAUUUACUUCAAGCUGCAGAGCGGCAGCCAGCAGGACGUCUGCCUCGCUCCCAUGAAGCUCCACAGCGCCUACUGUCCCUUCUGCAGCGAGAGGUUUCACAAUCAGGCCGACCAGGUCCUGCAUUUGAAACAGAAGCACUUUGUGGCGCCCACCAUUCACGCCAUCUUGAAGACGGAGGCCUUCAAGUGCAUAUACUGCAAUGGCGUGUACACGGGGAAGGUCACCCAGCAGGCUGUGAUGCUCCACAUCCAGCGGUGCCGCUAUUCUCCGAAGCCGCCGCCACCACCGCCGCCUCCUCCUCCGCCUCCGCCUCCUAAACCCACGGCUCCCACUGCUGUGCUGCAGCACCAGCCACUAAGACCGCCCCAGCAGGUGGGGCAGCAGUCUGGACUCUACUUCCUCCAAAUGCCGCAGGGGAUGACGAUGACGCGGGCCUUAACGCCAGCUCGCCUCAUCCGAGCUCCGGCCCCUCCCCCAGUGGAGCCCCCAGAAACCGAGGCGGAGCGGCAGCUGAAGAGGAAGCUGGAGGCGGCGCUGAAGGAGGCCAUGGAGGCCAACCGGCGCGAGCGGGAGGAGAGGGCCGCCCUGCGCAAGAAGAGGGAGCAGGAGAGGCGGGAGCGGGAGAAGGAGCAGCGGGAGAAGGAGCUGCAGGUGAAGAAGGCGGCGCCGCCGCCGGAACCGGAGACCCAGAGCGACCCGUCGGUGAAGCUCGCGCUGGAGCCGACGCCCGCGGAGCGGCGCUGCUGCGACGAGCGCCGGGAGUUCAUCUCCAAGUACUUCAACGCCAACCCGUACGUGACCAAGCCGGAGACGGAGGAGCUGUGCAGGAGGCUGUCCAUAUCCAAGUCGGAGCUGGCCGGCCAUUUCAGCAAGAAGCGCAGCAAGUGCAUGAAAAGCCUGAAGAGGAGCUCGGCCGCCAUCCUGCUGGGCUUCAACAUGGCCGAGCUGAGCAGAGUGAAGCACAACCUGGUGAUCCCGGAGCCGGAGCCGCCGGCCGACGCCGUGGAGUCGGACGAAGAGGAGGAGUCGCAAACGACGACAACCGCGCGGGUGGAGGAGGAUCUAGAACCGAUGGAUGUAAACGAGGCAGAGCAGGACGAGCCGAUGGAAUGAAACGUUCGGAGCAGGGACCCAGAAAUGAGCAAAUCAAGCAACGGUUUCACUUCAAAACAAAGAACUGCUGAAUCCCGACGGCCUUUUGGCGUUAAGCUGAUCGGGCGGUUUGUUGAUGUAGCCUUCAUUAAUAGUGCUUCAGUCAACCUCACCAUGUUACCAGUGCUCCUUAUUCCAGUUCCCACACACAUGUAGUGACAUGUUAGAGACGCUUUUCCAAAACAACCAUAAUGCUGAUGUGAUGGACGGUGUUUCCCUUGGUGCAAACAAUCAUUGAACCCAAGUUUCUCAGCUGCCUUUUACACCCUCUGUUUGAGCCCAGAUUCCUAAAUUACAUUGGUUCACAGUUAAAUUCUUAUUAUAUCAGAUUUUGCCUUAUGACUUUAACCUUAUUUAUCUCUUGACCACAGCUGCUUAGUUUUUUGUUUUUUUUUAGUUUCUUUUAACCAUGUUUUUCAGACCAAAUUCUCCAGAAUUUUGUUAUAUAUUUCCACAGUAAACUUUUUUUUUAUUUAAGCAGUGUUGUUUUGAGCGGGUUUCCCCCUUUUUCCUUUAGGAACGACUUGAUUUGUGCCAUUGUGAAGUUCACGUGUUUGCGAAGAUUAAACGCCACUUGACACACACACCACUGGAUGGUCCUGCGCAUCGCCAUUGUUCUCCCAGCUGCUUCUUUUUCUAUUAGUAUUUUCUAUAACUACUACGGUAUGAAAACUGUUGGGUUAGAUAUAAUAAAUAAACACUCUGUCCAAGGCCACUGUGGUGUAAAGACAAAAAUAAAUACAAAAUAAAGUGGUUUCUUUUCAAACAAA
This is a messenger RNA of Fundulus heteroclitus (mummichog), 4164 nucleotides long. RefSeq names its product ADNP homeobox 2b (gene adnp2b). NCBI's taxonomy places the organism in Eukaryota, Metazoa, Chordata, Actinopteri, Cyprinodontiformes, Fundulidae. The transcript has 4 exons. Gene Ontology annotation, cellular component: nucleus. Bases 353 to 3355 code for a protein of 1000 amino acids. Gene Ontology annotation, molecular function: DNA binding. The record is from RefSeq and is a predicted model, not a curated record. Gene Ontology annotation, biological process: regulation of gene expression.